AUGGACGGUCGUGAUUUUCCGGACCUCGCGCCAAUAGUUGUUGUAAGGGGAAAAGGCGAUGUCCGAGCAGUUGUAAGAGAGCCUUUGUCGGCCGAGGGAGUUGGGCCGGCUGCAGAAGGCUUGGUCUUGGGCCUUCAUGACUUUCUCCGCGAGCUUUGCGGAGGAAACUACGAUGAGGGGUUUUGGGCCCAGAUUCAUGCGCAGGAUGGGCCCAUGUGCGGGGUUCUUGCGGCGGCUAAUUGGUGCAUGUUGCCGAUUAGAGGGAGGCCAGGCGGGCCGGGUGGGACGGGGUUAUUUGUGGGCUUCCUGUUUGCGUGGAGAAGGCUUCAAACUAAGGAAAUCCACUCAAUCAAGAGGCACCAGCUCUGGGUAAGGAUCUUAUGGAUUUUGAUGGAAGGAAUUGGAACAAAGAAGAUUGUUUUGAACGCAUUCUCAAAGGAUUAG
Molecule: messenger RNA, 444 nt
Organism: Striga asiatica
Lineage: Eukaryota; Viridiplantae; Streptophyta; Magnoliopsida; Lamiales; Orobanchaceae
Source: the annotation of a GenBank genome assembly